Molecule: messenger RNA, 6424 nt
Organism: Nycticebus coucang (slow loris)
Lineage: Eukaryota; Metazoa; Chordata; Mammalia; Primates; Lorisidae
Gene: SREK1
Product: splicing regulatory glutamic acid and lysine rich protein 1
Exons: 11
Coding region: 2871-4397 (508 amino acids)
Cellular component (GO): nucleoplasm
Molecular function (GO): RNA binding
Source: RefSeq, a predicted model, not a curated record
AGACUGGCCAAGGCAGACCUGUUACACUUGCCUGAGUUAGGCAUUGUUUGCCAUGCCACUAAACCUGCCGUCAAGUGAAACCUUCAUUGGGGAAAUGAGAUCGAAGUCUGAACCGCGGAAGAUGGACGCCCUGUCUCUGUUUUUUAUUGUUUUACUUUAAUUUCAUUUCUUUCUCUUUAUUUUGUCCCCUUUUUUUGUUUUUGUUUUUGUUUUGUUAAAUCUCUUUCACUUUAACUUGUGAGCUGGUUUUCCAGUUUUUUGUAAAUGGUAUUCCAUUAAGGGUUCAUAACAUGUUUCAAAUUAUAUUGGGAGAUGAUUAGCAGAGCUCAACGUUAAGAUAGAUUAAAUUUUCAUACAAUAAAUUAGGAUACAGUGAUGUGAAGCUCUUUGUGAGUUUUAAUUGGUGUUUAUGCAUGAUUAGGGACAUAUUGUUCUUGAAACAUUACAACACUGGUAAUAAUCUUAGGAACACUUUCUGAUCUCAAAGAAACAUUUUGUAGUUUUUUUCCAAGUCUACAUCUCUCAUAAAAACCAACUGAAAACUUCUGAUUUUUAUCCUUCCCCCAGGAAUUUUAGGCAAGCAAAAUCAUUGAGGAAAACAAGUAAAUUUGUUACUUAAUCUGGGAGUAAGAGAGAAGAGCCUUUCACUUUCGUGAUGGUUAUUCAUCAUGGAACUUAUUUCCUUAAGAAGGUUUUGUUGCCCAUGUGGGGAGUGGAUAUUUGAGAAACUGUUGAUUAUUUAUUUGUGUGUGUGUGUGUAUUUGUUUGCUUGAAUUUUUUUGUUGAAAGUUCUUUAAAGAUUAUCAGCCUCUAAAUGGAUUUUUGAGAUUAGGACUAAUACUUUAAUACUGUGAGAGAUGUUGUUUUCCUCUCAGUUGUUUUUGAGGAGUGCAGUUUGGGGAAAAUGCUAAUUCCUUAUUUCAUACUUUUAUACACUGAUAGCAUUUGUUGGAUAGAUUUGAUCUUGUAAGUUAAACAGUGGAACUUUUGCUUAACAUACCUCAAAUGGUAAUUAGAAUAAGAAACAUUGUUGUGCUUACAGUUACAGAUUUAUAGUAGUUGAUUACUCUCCGAAAGGCAGUGAGAGUCUGACAAUCUACUGAUAACUUUUAUUUAAGCCAGAAAUGAAAGAUUUCAUAAUACUAAAUAAUUAACUUUUGGCUUAUAUUGAAUACCCCCUUUAUUUGUGUGUUCUUUCUAGACUGCCUUCAGUGGAUAGAUGUGCUUAUGACAAGUAAUAUUAAAUUUGGAAUAUUACUAGAUUGGAACUCUUUUUUAUUUUAGGGGCAUGCAUUAGAGUAGUGAAGCAUAGGGGUUUUACCUCAGGACUGCAGUUAAUUUAUCAAAAGUGUUCAAGGUUUCACAAACAUGAAAAAAAAAACCUGAUGUAUAACAGAUAAAAUGAGUGUUAUAUCAACAUAAGUAGUAUAGUUCAUAUGUGGGUAUACAUAAAUACAUAUGUUAAUACUAAUAACUAAUACAUAUAAACUAGAUUAUUGUUAUUUGAUGUUUUCAAUAAGACCUACGUUUUAUCUUUAUGCAUGUUAAGAAAUCUGUUGUGAAUUUACAUAUUAAUAGAAAUGAUAAAAUAACUUUGUUUCUGAAAUUAGUAAAUUAAAGUAAUACAAAUUUAGAUGCCGCAAAUUAGAAAAUAGUAGGCUUUUGAUAAAGCUAAUAUAAAAUUUAAUUUUUAUUCUGUUCCUAUAAAGCAUAGCCGUUAUUUAAAGCAAGUUUUAAAUUUCAUCUUGAAUUUAUCUAUAUUUAGAGAUAUAUCAGAUAAUAAUUGUUGAGAGAGUUAUUGCUGUACAUAUGGUUGUCUUAAAAAUAUAAUUUUUACCACCGAAACUGGGCAUGGUGCUUUUGAAAAUUUGCUGCAUAUGCUGUAUUUGAGUUUAGUGUAAUUUAGUACACUGUGUUUUAAAACACUUGAAGAAUUCAUAAAGGAAAUGCAGAGCCAAUUUAGUUCUAAAUGUAUCCACAUGUGAAUUAUUUAAGAAAGUUUUUUCUUUUGGGGGGGCAAGAGGGUAAAGAACAAUGUGUGGAAUCCUUAUUGAAAUUAAUUGGUUAGAAUUCACUAAUUAAAUAUGGUAGAUGAGACUUAUUUCAGGGUAAUUUUUUUUCAGGUUAUGGGGAUUUUUUUCUUAGUGUCUAAAAUUAUUUUGGUGUUCCUGGUUUUACGCUAGCUACUAGGCAAUUGUUUAUAGGCAAGGCAUUUUAGACAUUAAUUUCCUCUCUUCAGAUAAGUAUGCAUAAAUUAGUUGUAAGAGUUAAUUUAAGUUUUCUGGGAUUAGGGAACAUUUUUUGUUGGUUACUCUAAAAUUUUUUUUAGCAAUUUCCCAAGGCAUAUUAUUUAGAACUGAAUUCUUUUAGGCACAUCUGUGAGGUUGGUGAGAUGCCUUAUUAAACUGAAAGGAUGUAGCCUUUUUAAUUGAAGCUGAUUACAAGAAGUAGGAUUUUGUUUUCUUCUAUUUGAAAUUGAAUGAAAUCUGUUGGAGGGUUAUCAAAAUUGUUUGCAUCACAAGAAGGUAGUUUCAGUAACAGGAUAGGGGCACUCAUUAAGGAACAAAUUUCAAUUCGCACAUAUUUGUUUUUUCUUUUUCUUUUUUUGACUAAUUUGGUUAUUUGCCAUUUCUGGGGAUUAAACUUUAAAAAAUGUUCUUCUUUUCUGUAUCUGAUGUUCUGUGUGCUAUUAGUGAUGCAGCCAACACGAACGGUUGUCAUGUGUAACACAACUUUCGAUCACCGCGAAAACACCGUCCUGGGAAAGCGUCCAUGCUUGAUAUCGUUUGGUUCAUGAACAUUAAGUUUCCAGUACAGGUAAAAUCCCAGAGGAAUCUAAAGCCCUUUCUUUAUUGGCUCCUGCUCCAACCAUGACAAGUCUGAUGCCUGGUGCAGGAUUGCUUCCCAUACCAACGCCAAAUCCCUUGACUACACUUGGUGUUUCACUUAGCAGUUUGGGAGCUAUACCAGCAGCAGCAUUAGACCCCAACAUUACAACACUUGGGGAGAUACCACAGCCACCACUUAUGGGAAAUGUGGAUCCUUCCAAGAUUGAUGAAAUUAGGAGAACAGUCUAUGUUGGAAAUUUGAAUUCCCAGACAACGACAGCUGAUCAACUACUUGAAUUUUUUAAACAAGUUGGGGAAGUGAAGUUUGUGCGAAUGGCAGGUGAUGAGACUCAGCCAACUCGGUUUGCUUUUGUGGAAUUUGCAGACCAAAAUUCUGUCCCAAGGGCCCUUGCUUUUAAUGGAGUUAUGUUUGGAGACAGGCCACUGAAAAUAAAUCACUCCAACAAUGCAAUAGUAAAACCCCCUGAGAUGACACCUCAGGCUGCAGCUAAGGAAUUAGAAGAAGUAAUGAAGCGAGUACGAGAGGCUCAGUCAUUUAUCUCAGCAGCUAUUGAACCAGAGUCUGGAAAGAGCAAUGAAAGAAAAGGCGGUCGAUCUCGUUCCCACUCUCGCUCAAAAUCCAGGUCUAGCUCAAAAUCCCAUUCUAGAAGGAAAAGAUCACAGUCAAAACACAGGAGUAGAUCCCAUAAUAGAUCACGUUCAAGACAAAAAGACAGACGUAGAUCUAGGAGCCCACAUAAAAAGCGUUCUAAAUCAAGGGAAAGACGAAAAUCAAGGAGUCGUUCACACUCAAGGGACAAGAGAAAAGACACUCGAGAAAAGGUCAAGGAAAGAGUGAAAGAGAAAGAUAGAGAAAAGGAAAGAGACAAAGAGAGAGAGAGGGAAAAGGAGCGUGAAAAAGAAAAGGAACGGGGUAAAAACAAAGAUAAAGACCGGGAUAAAGAACGGGAAAAAGACAAGGAAAAGGACAGAGAGAAAGAGCGAGAAAAAGAGCAAGAAAAGGAGCGUGACAAAGAGAAGGAAAAGGAACAGGACAAAGAAAAGGAACGAGAAAAGGACAGGUCCAAAGAGAUAGAUGAAAAAAGAAAGAAGGAUAAAAAAUCCAGAACACCACCCAGAAGUUAUAAUGCAUCAAGAAGAUCUCGUAGUUCCAGCAGGGAAAGGCGAAGGAGGAGGAGCAGGAGUUGUUCCAGAUCACCAAGAACAUCCAAAACCAUAAAGAGGAAAUCUUCUAGAUCUCCAUCCCCUAGGAGCAGAAAUAAGAAGGAUAAAAAGAGAGAAAAAGAAAGGGACCACAACAGUGAAAGAAGAGAAAGAGAACGUUCAGCCUCUACAAGGAAGAGUUCUAAUGACAGAGAUGGGAAAGAGAAGUUGGAGAAGAACAGUACUUCACUUAAAGAGAAGGAGCACAAUAAAGAACCAGAUUCAAGCCUGAGCAAAGAAGUAGAUGACAAGGAUGCACCAAGGACUGAGGAAAUCAAAGUGCAGCAAAAUGGGAAUUGUCAGCCAAAUGAAGAAAACCUCUCUACCAAAACAGAAGCAGUAUAGGACCAACAAACGCACCUUUACACUCAGUGCUGGAAUAAAAUCCAAAGCUUUUAAUUCUCUCAACAAGAUGUAAACAGAGAAGAAAUCUAGUUGAGCAUAAAGAUAGGAUCUAACAGCUUUGCCAGUUGUUAGGUGACUUUGUGGCCAUCUUGUUGCUGAGUAAGAAAAUAAAGCAUGGACAUCAUGAAAACAACAGAUGUUACCCAAACUCAUCUUCUAAAAUCUGUGCAUUUCCAUGGUGGCUGACACAGUUGUCAUGUGGUUUGUUAGUGUUUGCCAAGAACCAUUGCAAAUAAAUUGAACAUCAAAGAUCUAAAUUUGUUCCAUCCCUAAGGACUGGAGAUAAGCAUUGGAGGCUCUUAAAAAAUGGUAGUUACUGAAUUUUGUAUUGUUUUACUGUUUCUUUUUUUAUUUCAGUAUAUACAGUUUGAUGAUGUGCUUGAAAUUGGUGCAGAUAUAUACACACCCUUGUAAGUGCAAAGUAUGUAAGAAGUUUUAACAUUUACUUCACAAGAUUUACAGAGAUGUGUUAAAUUCUCACUAUUGUGUUUUCUUUUGCUCACUGUUUAGGACAACGGUUUUCUUUAAAAUAGUUUUGCAGAUUAAAAUUGCUUAAAUAAGUGAAUUAAAAAAACCAGUUGACAAUGCAUGCUACUGUUCUUUUACAAAAGGAAGAACAACUGUGUUGAAUACUAAUAAUAAUGUAUUAGUAUUCAGUAUUUAGAAUUGUUGGGUCUACCCACAAAGUGAGCAUUUAUUUUUGAACUUUCUUGACAUUUCCAAGCUUCUUAUGAAUAAUAUUGCAGUGUGUCUUGUCAGCUGUAGGUGGCAAAGGUGCCCUUUUAAAAAGGAAUCUAGGUUUUCAAAAUGGGCUAUGGGAGCACAAGCUGAAGCUUUAGUGCCUUCUACAAUGUGGUAUACUGUUUUCUAGAAUUUUAUAUGUGCUAGUCAUUCUCAAUCAUAUGGAAUCUAGAUGGAUAUUUCAUUCAUACCCAUUACAGAAGUGUGCAAGUGGUAUGUCAGAAGAGCUUCUUACUUAUUUCGCCUAAUGUGAGAAGGAAGUCCUAUUUUCAAGAAUGACUAUUUAGAGUCAUACAGUUUUGGGACCAUCACUUUUAUACUGUGAUAAUUGAAAAUGAAACAUAUUGUUAUUUUCCUUAAAUCAGAGGAAACACUUUAGUUGUCUAUAUUGGAUGGCCUUAAUUAUUACCUCUCAAUUGUCUUUGCAUAAAUAAUGUGCAGAAAUUAUACUUAAAGGGAGGGUAGGACUAUAUGGGCAGUUUUUUAUGUUUAAAGAUAUAUUUACUUGAGUUUAAGAUAUAGGUCAUCCUUCAUUCUUAGGUUCACAUUUUGCAGAAAGUAUGCAAAUAAUAAAAUGACAACGUUGCUGUUGUUCCCCAAAACUAUAACUUGUAGUUUCUGAACUCUUCAUUAUGGUUGUAUUUUCCAAAAAGUAAUCUUUUAAUUAGCAUGUUACUAAAAAAUCAAGUAUAAUUAUUUUAAUGCAGUCUAAUACAAUCAAAUUACUCAGUUGCCUUACCUCAUGGGAAGAGUUACUUUUAUAAAUUUAAAAAACUGGUAGCACAUUAGUUACUUGGUUUCCACUUGAGUUUUCUUUUAAUAUUAGUACUAUUGAAACCUAAGUAUUUGGUGGAGAAUGGAAAGAGUUACCCUUAUUGCAAGUAAUGAAGCCUGGUUUGAUUAUGAAGCUGCUUAAUCACUCUUCAUGUGUUCAAAAUUACUGUGUUUUUUGUUUUUUCCUUUUUGUCACUGUGUACAUUAAAAUUUUGGAAAAUGCUUUACUAUGUAAAGUAUAGAUGGUCAUUUUAAUCAUUCAGCCACAUAUGGUUGGCUGGUAAACAGCUUAUUCUGAUAUAAGAAUGCUUGGGUACAAAUGGAAAGAUUGUGAAAGAGUGUGUGUCUUACACCAACAGCUAUUUUAUUUAUGAUAUGUAAGUAGCAUAGAGCAAAUGUUUGAAUCUUUGUUAUUUUUAGUACUAUUUCUCUAAUAAAGCUAAGUAUUUGAG